AUGCCCCGGCUACACGGACCAGUUUCAGUUCCGGCAUCGCGGGAGCCAGUCCAGUCCGUGGAUCAGCAGCAGCAGCAGCAGCAAGAGGAACAACGACAAAGACAAGCCGGCCAGAUCGUACGAUGGGACCAACCUGUCGAUAUUGUCCGCGCCCCAGACCCGUCCUACGAUGACGUGUCUCUUUUCUAUUUCGUCCGUCGCUUUGUGUCUCCCAACCCGGAAGACGGCUUCCCGGGCCACCUGAGCUUCCUGCCCAGCAUGUAUGACUCCCGCAGCCAGGGCCUGCUGGAGAAUGCCACCCUGUGCGUCGCCCAGAUGGCGGCGUACAACAAGUUCGGCGGCGAGAAGUUCCGCGUCCAGUCGUACCGCCACUACGGCCGCGCCAUCCGCAUGCUGCAGGAGAUCAUCCGGUCCGAGGACCAAGCCACCGAUGACAAGGUGAUCACGUCGAUCCUGCUCCUGUGCACGCUGAAGGACAUCAGCGGCGAGGCGGCAGGCGACCCGGGCGAGCACGCGCCCGGGCUGUUCUACCUCAUAGAGAAGCGGGGGCCCGAACAGAUCGUGACAAGUAGAGGGGCGGAGCUCCUGUUCUUGGCCCUCAUCCGGUUGCAAGUGUAUUCGUUCCUGCACGACGACGACACGUACGUCGAUCCGGGCGCCAUCGCCACGGCCUGGGGCGUGUUCGACCCGCUGCUGCGGGCGCUGGCCAUGAUGUCCCGGACGGUGUCGCUCCGCAACCGGCUGCUGUCGCCGGACCACGCGCUGCUCGACCCCCAGGAGCAAGCCGCCCUCCUGCAGAGCUGCUUCGAGACGCUCGACGACUUCCACAACUGGGACGCCGAAGCGGCCGCCUACUGGCGCAACACGUUCGAAGGGCGCACGACGCCGACCGCGCUCGGCGAGGUCGCGGCCGGCACGACGCACUACGACCCGGAGACGGCGUGCAUCAUCAUCCUGGUGCGGUCCGAGCGGCUGAUCCUGCUGAUGAGCAUGAUCGCGUACCACCACUACCAGCAGCACCACAGUACCAUCCCAGACCCAUGCCUCACCGCGUGCGUCCCCAUCCUGGAACAACACGUGCACCUGGCAAUCGAGGACAUGCUAGCCUCGGUUCCCUACGCGCUGGGCGACGUGGGUCCCGGCGGGGCGCCGGGGACGCUGGCGCACGACGGGGCGGCGGCGAUCGUGAUCGUGCAGUCGAUCCGGCUGGUGGCGUCGUGCGCGCUGGCGUCGCCGGAGCAGCUGCGGCGCGCCACGGCCGUGCUGGCGCGCCUCGACGCCGGCAUCGGCAUCCGCGCUGCUGCGGGGCCGGGGCUGCGCGUCGAUGAGCAGGAGGGGGAGGAGGGAGUGGAUGAUGGGGUUGUUAAGAGUUCGAGGUGGAUGCGGGAACAGAAGUUCUUGCGCGAGCGGUUAGCGGCACGUGGCGGGUUGGGUGCUAUGGGGACGCCGCCGGCUCCUCCUGCUCUUGGCUUGGCGGGCGAGGAGUGGUUUCUUCCGCCGUAUGUGGGCUGA
Thermothielavioides terrestris NRRL 8126 is the source of this 1512-nucleotide messenger RNA. RefSeq lists its product as uncharacterized. The coding region runs from base 1 to 1512 and encodes 503 amino acids. The transcript is spliced from 5 exons. Lineage: Eukaryota; Fungi; Ascomycota; Sordariomycetes; Sordariales; Chaetomiaceae. The record is from RefSeq and is a predicted model, not a curated record.